Messenger RNA from Stylonychia lemnae, 969 nucleotides. NCBI's taxonomy places the organism in Eukaryota, Ciliophora, Spirotrichea, Sporadotrichida, Oxytrichidae. The record is from the annotation of a GenBank genome assembly.
AUGUCAAAAAAAUUAGAUAAAAAGGACAUUUUGGCUUUUCUUGAUUCUAAAUUUUCCAAACUUGAUAAAGAGAAAGAAAAAAAGUCAAGUAAAAAGAGAGAAGAAAAGUAGGAGGGCAAAGAUUAACUAAAUAAGCCCAAAAAUUAAGAUUAAUAGAAAUCAUCUCAAAUCUAAAAUUCUGUCUAAUUUGAUAAUUAGAAACUGAGUGAAGGCAUGUAAAAUGAAAAUGCACUUCAAUAAGUUUUAUCAAACCAAACUGAAAAUAAUAAAACUCUGAAUGAUAAUAUACUAUACUCUCAAAUGAUUCCAUAAAAUCAGCAAAAGACAGAUGAAAAUUUAAAGAAAUUCAAGGAGUUUUCUCUAAAACACCCUCAAAAUUAUGAUAAUGAGCUUAAAAACAAAAUUUUCUUUAUUGGUCAGAAUAACAUUGGUAAUCAAAGUGGAGAAACAUUAGUCUAACCAGGAACUGAAUAAAUAAGUCUAAAGCAAAAACAGUAAAGAAAUUAAGCUAUUCAAUCAUAGAAGAAAGUAUCAAGAAAUACUCUUAAAUAGCUAGAUAAGAUGCACUAGUAGUAAUCUUAAACCCUAAAAUAUGAGACAUUCGCACAGCUUAACAAACUCUGGAAAUAGUAUAUUAUGACUUUAAUUGGAAAAGAUGAUAAUAUGGCUUCAAUCUGUUCAAAAAUAGUCAAAGCUGAUUUUAACGGGGCUUAAGUGAAAGUUGUUAAAAGCAAGAAUGAAUGCAUGAUAGGAGUAUCAGGAUUAGUAGUUAAGGAAACAGUGAGAUGUCUGUUUAUAAUAAAUGAAGAGAAUCAAGUUAAAAAUUUAUUAAAAUAGGGCAGUGUUUUUGAAAUAGAUCUUGGAGAUGGCUAAAGAGCAGUUAGAAUCUGGGGAGAUAACAUAGUUUUUAUGGGAAGUGAAAGGACUAAGGUUAAGUUCAAGGAAAAGUUUAAUUUUGAUCUUUAUUGA